AUGCCUUUAUUACAUACAAUUCCGACUGUCCUUUCAACAAGUGUUAACCGCAUAAUCAAAGGCAGACCUCGUCCAACUUGGAAUUAUAAAUUUCAUGUUGGUUUUAACCUAUUUAAAUCCAUGCUAACUGCAACAUUUGAUAGACCAAUCGAAGAAGUUCAAAUAAUAAGUAACUCGACUAAAAUUUCACCACCACCUGGUAUUUCUGUAAAAGAAAAUAUAGAAUUAUCUGAUAAUUAUCGAGCAAUUGCUCAAAUUCAUCUUGAAAAAUUAUUGCCAAAAUAUGAUGAUGUUUUGGAUCCAAAAUGGAAAGAUACAAAUGGUGAAGAAUUAACCGGUGAAUGGGUUUAUUUGGAUGAUUUACCAAAGAAACAUCCUAUCGUUUUAUUUUUACAUGGUGGUUAUUUUUGUAUUGGUGGAACUAAAAUGAUUAGAUCAUUAGCAAUUGAAAUUGCUAAAAUAUGUAAAGCUAAAGUUUUUGGUGUUGAUUAUCGAUUAUCACCACAACAUCAAUUUCCUGCUGCCCUUUGUGAUGCUAUCGCUGCAUACUUGUAUCUAAUUAAUCCUGGAGAAGAUGCAGAAUUUGACCCUAUUGAUCCUAAAAGAAUUGUUAUUAUGGGGGAGAGUUCAGGUGGUGGAUUAGCUAUGGCAUUGACUUUGUUUCUUCGUGAUGCUGAUCCAAAUCUUAUAGGUCUUGACUCGCUUUGUCCGAUGGCAACGUAUAGGCCAAAACCUCAAGUUUCAUCUCCUGCAUGGGUUCAAUAUCAAGAAGAUUCUCAAAAACUUGCUGAUCAAAUUAAGAAAAAAAAUCCUUUAAUAAUUGGUGAUGAAUCUUUUCAACGAAAUGAACAGAUUCAAAUGUAUUGUAAUAAUGAAGCUUUGGCUAUUCCUUAUGUUAGUCCGUUAUUGGCUGAAAGUUUGGGUGGCAUGCCUCCUAUGUUAUUGCAAGUGGGAGAAAUUGAGAGGGUACAUAAUGAAGUCGUACUUUUUGGUCAUAAAGCAACUCAACCACAUAAAUUUAGGGUUCCACAAUAUUCUACUUCAAAUUUUGAUAAGUCUCCAUUUCAAAAACCAACUAGUGUUAUAUUGGAAGUUUAUGAUGAUAUGCCUCACGGAUGGCAGAGGUUUCCUUCUGCUGAACAAGCUCAGAUAUCAUUUCAUAGAACUUGUAAUUUUAUAAAAUAUGUUACUCUAGUAGAAAAUGAUUCAACUGAAAAUUCAUUAUUUAAAGGUAUAAGAAUUAAUAACAAAGGUGAAGAAAGACCUUUAGAACAAUAUGAUCUUGAUGUUUUAAAAUGGGAUAAAGUUGGUAUUGUUCCUGAUAUAAUCGAUAAUACAAAAGCAAAGUUAAUAUCUAAUAAUUUUUAG
Cetraspora pellucida is the source of this 1368-nucleotide messenger RNA. NCBI's taxonomy places the organism in Eukaryota, Fungi, Glomeromycota, Glomeromycetes, Diversisporales, Gigasporaceae. The record is from the annotation of a GenBank genome assembly.